Notodromas monacha is the source of this 693-nucleotide messenger RNA. Lineage: Eukaryota; Metazoa; Arthropoda; Ostracoda; Podocopida; Cyprididae. The record is from the annotation of a GenBank genome assembly.
AUGUCGGACUCGACGCAGAACCUGGCCAACAACGCGGAGAUGAACAUUUCCCUAGAUGAUGUGAACGAUGUGAACGCGAUCGCGGAGGAUAAGGAAGACGAGUCAGGCGGGUCGUCCCCCGAGGACACAAACCUGCGCUCCAUGGUCUUCAACAACCACAAGAACCACAACAACGGCACGAGCAACGGGACGCCCAACGUGGUCAAACUAGUCCACAAGUACCCCAAACCUGUGGACCACAAGUGUCGCGUGGUUGAGGGAACCCCACUUCCCAUGCUGGAGGGAAACAAGACGAAUGCCUGCUUUGAAUUCAACUUUGAAAGAAACUCUUCGUCAUGCAGUCCUCAAAACCCAGAUGACUGUUCCUUGAUUAAAUGUCGGGACGGAUGGGACUUUGACCCGACUGCUCCUGCUUCCAUCGUUUCCGAUUUUGACCUGGUGUGCGAAAAGGACGUGUAUCCGUCCAUCGGCCUGUGCAUAUUCCAAAUCGCGAAUGGCCUGGGGAUGCCAAUUUUUGGAUACGUCGCCGACAGGUUUGGCAGAAAGAAGUCUUUCAUGCUCGGUCUCGGGAUACAGAUUUCGGCGACAGCACUGGCUUCCUUGUCAACAAAUGCGACGACGUUUUUCAUCGCUCGCUUUUUUGUAGGACUUACUGUUCCUGCCUGUUUCUUAGUUCUCGGAAUAUACGGUAUG